AUGGACAACAGUGUGGUACUGGUGGGGCCGUUGUACUCACCUUCCAAAGUAUCCUUGAUUGAGGUAUUCAUCGUUUGCUUUACACUUGGGUCAUUAUUCGUGGUUGAUAUAUGGGCACUUUUUAACUCCAAUUAUGUUUCCUUGGUGAUUUUCUUUGUAACCUUGAAGGCGUACUUUGUUACAGAAUUCUUUAACACAGCAUUAUAUCAACCUCGCUCAGUCACAUCAAAGUCUUUCCUAAUAUACGGUGGCAGGGGUAAUCAAGAGUUCUGGUGGAUGCGAAUAUUGACCGUUUUGGAGGUGUUGUUCAAACCAUGGGGUAAACACAAACUUGUUGCAGCAGUUGGUGGUGUCAUUGUCAUGGGUGGGUUGUAUAUGCGUCACUUGGCAAUGAAACAAUGCAGUGAUUCCUUUAACCACUACAUUGCAACUGUAAGGAAACCACAUCACAAAUUGGUCACAUCGGGUGUCUACUCCAUCCUGAGGCACCCUAGCUAUCUUGGAUUCUGGUUGUAUGCAAUAGGGACCCAAUUGUUGUUGAACACCUACAUCAAUCUUGUAUUGGACAUUCUCAUCCUUCACUAUUUCUUUACAAAGCGUAUUGCGUACGAAGAGUGGAUGUUGGUGAACAAGUUCUACGGUCAAGAGUACAUUGAAUAUCAAAAUCGGGUAGGUGUAUAUAUUCCUUAA
Messenger RNA from Lodderomyces orthopsilosis Co 90-125, 690 nucleotides. RefSeq lists its product as uncharacterized. The transcript has a single exon. NCBI's taxonomy places the organism in Eukaryota, Fungi, Ascomycota, Pichiomycetes, Serinales, Debaryomycetaceae. Gene Ontology annotation, biological process: C-terminal protein methylation. The record is from RefSeq and is a predicted model, not a curated record. Gene Ontology annotation, cellular component: membrane; endoplasmic reticulum. Gene Ontology annotation, molecular function: protein C-terminal S-isoprenylcysteine carboxyl O-methyltransferase activity. The coding region runs from base 1 to 690 and encodes 229 amino acids.